AUGUUUAAAAAUUCAAAAACAUUUAAGAUUGAAGAUUUAGAUCCAAAAUUUUUAAUAUCACUUUCUACUCUUGUUAUAGAAAAAUAUGAAAAGAAUAAGAAUUUUUUUGAUAUAAUAAAAGAUAAAGGAAAGUUAUUAAACAAGUUAGAUUCAUUGUUUAUUAAAAAAUUCAUAGGUGAUUAUUUAGAAGAUUUUAAAAAUAUUGGAAUUGACUAUAUGAAAAUAAUUCUAAAUGAAAAUGAUGUAAUUAAAAGACAAUAUAACACUAAAUUAAUCAUUUUAUUUAGCUUUUAUAAUUUCUUUAAGAAUAAUAAAAAUAUAAUGAAACUAAAGAAAUAUGUUCAAUUAGUAAAAGAGGGAAUUAAAAAUCAAACUUUUACUUCUCAGAUUGAUAUGUUUUUUAAAAAAUCAAAUGAAAAAUUGAAGGAUCAAGAAAACAUAGAAAUAUAUUUUAAUCUACUAUUAGAAUUAAUUGAAUCACAAAUUUAUAAUUUUAUAGCUUUUAAAAUGGAUGUGAAAAAUGGUGAUAAACUUUAUUCAAAUUUAAGAAAUAUUUUAGAAUAUAAAAAGUUAGAAAAAGAGGAAAUAAGUAAAAUUAUAAAAGCUUUAAACGAACGAGGACCACAUUCAAAAUUAUCUGCUUACAGAUGUUUAGUAUUUCCAAAAGUUAAGUUUAUUGAACUUAGCUUUUCAUCCCUUUUAAAAACAAUAAAGGUAAUAAAAGAAAACCCAUUUAAGUAUGAAAUUUUUAAAAGCAGAAUGAUAAUAAAACUUUGCCAGCUACACAAUUUAGAACGUUUAACCUUUUAUAAAAAACAUUAUCAUGUGUUCUUUGAUGAUUUUUUAUUUAUUUAUUCUUUUUUUAAUCUAAUAAGUAAGGAUUGUCAUGAUGAAAAAAUAUUUAAUUGGAUUUGUAACUUUAUUGAUAGAAAUUAA
Molecule: messenger RNA, 936 nt
Organism: Hepatospora eriocheir
Lineage: Eukaryota; Fungi; Microsporidia; Hepatosporidae
Source: the annotation of a GenBank genome assembly